Messenger RNA from Gastrolobium bilobum, 2367 nucleotides. RefSeq names its product B3 domain-containing transcription factor ABI3. The transcript is spliced from 6 exons. NCBI's taxonomy places the organism in Eukaryota, Viridiplantae, Streptophyta, Magnoliopsida, Fabales, Fabaceae. Bases 1 to 2367 code for a protein of 788 amino acids. The record is from RefSeq and is a predicted model, not a curated record. Gene Ontology annotation, molecular function: DNA-binding transcription factor activity; DNA binding.
AUGGACUGUGAAGUUGAAUUGCAAGGGGGAGAUCUACAUGCAGGUGUGGUAACUGAGACAAACCCUGUUGGUUUUGGCAUCAUGGAUGAUGCAGAAACGUUAGCCGUUGCUGAGAGAGAGAUGUGGCUUAACAGUGACCAAGAUGAUCUUCUUGGUGUGAAUGAUACUUCCAUGUUCUAUGCUGAUUUCCCUCCUUUACCUGAUUUUCCAUGCAUGUCAUCAUCUUCUUCCUCAUCCUCAACUCCAGCACUUCCAGUGAAUAACAUAACAUACUCCACCACCACUUCCUCCUCCUCCUCUUCCUCCUCGGCGUCGUCGUCUUCCGCCGCGUCAUGGGCGGUUUUGAGGUCUGAUGUUGACAUAGAGGAAGAUGCCGAGAAAAACAACAUCAACAUCAUCAAUAACAACAACUACAACAGUUACAUGCAGCAGAAUAAUGAUCCACUAGAUGCAACAACAACUCCUGCAGCGUUAUCAUCCACUGCAUCCAUGGAGAUUUCUCAACAACAUCUUGAUCCUGGUCUUGGUGCUAACACUGUUGGAGAUUGCAUGGAUGAUGUGAUGGACACUUUUGGUUACAUGGAGCUUUUAGAGUCCAAUGAUUUCUUUGACCCUUCAUCUAUUUUCCAGAGUGAAGAAAACCCUUUACCAGAAUUUACCCAAUUGCCACAGCUAGAUGAACAUGCAAUGGGAAUACAUCACAGGGAAUCUACCCAGCAACAAGGGGAAGAGGAGGAUCAUCAUCAUAAUCAUCAUCAGCUUCUUGUGUGCAACAAUAAUGGGGAAGAGAUCCAAGGAGAGGAAGGUGCAGGUGCAGGUGCAGGUGCAGGUGCAGGUGAUGAAAUGAGCAUGGUUUUCUUGGAGUGGCUUAAAUCUAACAAGGAUAGUGUCUCUGCUAAUGAUUUGAGGAGUGUGAAGCUGAAGAAAGCCACAAUAGAAAGUGCUGCAAGGCGUUUGGGUGGUGGCAAAGAAGCCAUGAAGCAAUUGUUGAAGCUUAUUCUUGAAUGGGUCCAAACAAGCCAUCUUCAGAAUAAAAGGCGCAAGGAGAAUAACAAUAACAAUAACAAUAUCAAUUCACAGUCAAAUCUCCUCCCACAAUUUCAGGAUCCAAGUCAAAACCAAAACACAAACACUAGUUCAUUUGCACCAGAAUCAAACGCUUGUUUCAACCAAACAACACCCUGGCUUUCAUCACCACAACCUUUUGGGACAGAUCAAGCUCCUCUCAUGGUUUCUCAAAUGCCUUUUUCACAACCCAUGGUUGGGUAUGUGGGUGACCCUUACACAAACGGUGCUACUUCAAAUAACAUGAAUAGUGGUGGGGGUACCCAAACCCAAAACAAUAACCCUUACCAAACUUCUCCUGAAUAUCACAUGCUGGAAUCAGCAAAUUCAUGGCCUCCAUCUCAGUUAAAUGUUUCUUCUCAUUAUAACCAAUCAUUUGGGGACAAUAAUCUUCAGGGGCUUCCACCUUCAGCUUUUGGAAGCUAUGGAAAUCAAUACCCUUAUCAGUUUUUCCAUGGCCCUGGUGAUAGGUUGAUGAGAUUAGGCCCUUCAGCUACAAAAGAAGCGAGGAAGAAGAGGAUGGCAAGGCAGAGAAGGCUUUUAUCUCAUCAUAGGCAUAACAAUCAUCAUCAGAAUCAUGCUUCUGACCCACAUGCAAGAUUGGGAAGUGAUAAUUGCACCACUGUUGUAGCUGCAUCUCAUGCAAAUCCUGCCAAUUGGAUGUACUGGCAAACUAUGGCUGGUGGGGCGGCUUCCUUGGCACCGGUUGUUCCGGUGGAGCAAUUGCCGGCAGCCGGACAACAGGUGGUGGACCGGUCCGCCAUGCAGACACAGAAUUAUCAUCAGGGUAGGGUCGCUUCUGAGAGGAGACAGGGUUGGAAGCCUGAGAAGAACUUGAGGUUCCUUCUGCAAAAGGUUUUGAAGCAAAGCGAUGUUGGAAGUUUGGGAAGAAUUGUUUUACCAAAGAAAGAGGCAGAAACCCAUUUGCCAGAACUAGAGGCAAGAGAUGGAAUUUCCAUAUCAAUGGAAGACAUUGGAACUUCUCGCAUUUGGAAUAUGCGCUAUAGAUACUGGCCAAACAACAAAAGCAGAAUGUAUUUGCUUGAGAACACUGGGGACUUUGUAAGAGCCAAUGGACUCCAAGAAGGAGAUUUCAUUGUGAUAUAUUCAGAUGUGAAGUGUGGCAAAUUUAUGAUAAGAGGAGUGAAAGUGAGGCAACAGGGGGCGAAACCAGAGACCAAGAAAGCAGGAAAAUCGCAGAAAAACCAGCAUGGGAACAAUGCAGCAACUACAGCUGGCGCUGGUGCUAAUAACGGCACACCAUCUUCACCUAAGCAGAAAAAUGAAAAAGCAGUGAAUUAA